AUGUCGCAGGCCGAGGCGCGCCAGCGCGGCUCUCCCAAGGCCGUUAAGUCAGAAAAGUCUCGAUGCGGGAAUGGUUGGUCUUUCCAAAGUCAUCGCUCACCUCAGGCUAUCCUUCUCGGUCCGAAUGCGCACCUCCUGGAGUUUCCUUCGCUGCUUCUGCCAACGCCAUCGCCUACCGAUCCGCCGUUGGGACCAGGCUCAAUCCUCACGAUCACCGUCUCCAGAGACAUGGAGGCCGAACGUGCGUCUAGGAAUGCCUUUGAAACUCUGCAGGAGUCCAUUCUUGAGGAGUACGGUACUACCUCGCCGUCGAAACCCGUCCUAAGGGUUCAAAACGUCACGCAGACUAGCGUUGCUCUCGAGUGGGACCCUCUCAAGCUCGGAAGCGCCAGUUUCCGCGGCCUGGAGAUGUAUCGAAACGGUCAACGCUGGGGCAGAGUUGGAGGUGACGUCGGAACAAAGGAAGAGAAGCUCGAGUGGAAAACGGGUGGUCUCCAGAGCGGCGAAGAGUACACCUUCCAGCUGGUCUUCAACUUGACUGGUCUAUACGUUACCUUUGGGUCGAUCCAACCACCAACGCUCAUCAACCAGCUGCGCGGCUGCUUGGAACAGAUCCAUGCGCGUGAGGCCCCUGCCGUUCAGCUUGCUACGACGCACUUUGUUUGCUCGUCUCCUUUAACUGGAGGUGACGAGUCGGGCCGAGGGGGGCACCUCGAUGACGCCUACACGCAGGCCAUGGCUGCAAACUUGCCAGUAGUCAGCCCAGCGUGGCUCCUGGCCGUGGCUGCGGAACGGCGUCUCGUUCCCAUCGCGAAUUAUCUGCUGCCUGCCCCGACGCAGUCCAUCGACACCGCGGGUGGCCCCGCUCCCUUCCGACGCCCAAGUUCUUCUCGGCCUUCUUCACUGCCCGCCCCCGGUGAUCUCGGAACUUCCAACCACGACACCAUCCGAUCCCCGAGUCCCGAAACCGUUGCGCGCAUGAGCAACACUGGGCCCGCCAUGAGUCCGUCGUCGCGCACUCAGUCAUUCGAACAUCGGCAGAUGUCUCUUCCGACAGAGCCAGAAUCAUCAGGCUCGGGACGUCCUCGGAGCCCGAUAAAGCCCGAAUCCGAUGGCCGCUUAGACCGAGGGUUCAAGUUCCCUUUAUCCGUGAACACUGAGGAUAAGACGGAGCAGACGCUGUCGUCGCCUCUCAAGCAGACCCCGGUCGUCCACAUCCAGGCCCCUUCCACUGACGGCCCUGUCUCGGCCCCCGUGGGCUGUGACGAUAAGCCCACAGAGCGAUCCCAGGAUACCCCCGACGCCGACCGGGAGGAAGUCUCGGCAGCCGUGAGUGCUUCGGGUGGGCAGGAGUCGUCGGUAGACGAUGGAGCGAAGGAUUCACAAGUAGAUGACUCAUCAAAACCGUCAAAGGCUGCGGGUGACGCGAACCUUGACGAAAUAGACCUUAGUUGA
Molecule: messenger RNA, 1455 nt
Organism: Trichosporon asahii var. asahii CBS 2479
Lineage: Eukaryota; Fungi; Basidiomycota; Tremellomycetes; Trichosporonales; Trichosporonaceae
Product: cell wall chitin catabolism-related protein
Exons: 3
Coding region: 1-1455 (484 amino acids)
Biological process (GO): conjugation with cellular fusion; Golgi to plasma membrane transport
Cellular component (GO): trans-Golgi network; exomer complex
Molecular function (GO): protein dimerization activity
Source: RefSeq, a predicted model, not a curated record